AGUAGCAACAGCGCCCUCGUGCGCUUCGUGACCUAAUUAUUAACUCGCGAGCCCCCACCCCCAAAGUAAGCAACAAUUUAUCGCCGGCGGCGGCCAAGCCGGCCCCACCCGUUUUAGGCCUGUGAACUAGCGUGCGAACGCGCUUCGUGAUUCCCUGCUAUUUAUCUGCCCUCGGCGCCGGCGCUGCGCUAACGCAACAUGAGCCUCUCUCUCCCCCUGCCUUCAGUCCACGCCGCUCGCGGUUGCGUGAGCGCAGUUCAACGCCUGGGCCCUCUGCUGCGCCGCCUGUCCUUGGCGCCGCGCUUUGCGCCUUCGGUCGCUGCCAAACCGCUUUUCCCGCCAAGCUUCGCCGUCUCGGAGUGCUGCGGCUUAUCCAGCUCCGCCUUUGACGUGCUGCCUCACGACCCGACAGCUUCAGACGACAUGGCUGCUCCCGCACCUCAGUCGUCGCGCUCGGGCUUCGGCAGCGCGGCGGGCCUGCAGCCGCACCUGACCAACUCGGUGUGCACCGUGAUGCCGCCGCCCAGCCCUAGCAAGCGCAUGCGCUCGGAUUCAUUUGAUCACAUCGACCCCCGCGCCCUGCCGGCGCCCGCGGCUGCGGCCAAGCCCGCGGCCGCAGCUGCCACCGACCCCGAGGCCGCCCUGAGCAAGGCGCUCAAGAGCGUGGUCAAGAUUUUCUGCACCAGUGCCAACCCCAACUACGCGCUGCCCUGGCAGAUGAUGGCGCAGAGCAAGUCCACCGCCACAGGCUUCGUAGUGGCGCCGCUAAACUCGCGCCGCAUCCUGACCAACGCGCACGCGGUGACCAACCAGGUGCAGGUCAUGCUGCGCAAGCACGGCAACGCGCGCAAGUACCCGGCGCGCGUGCUGGCAGUGGGUCACGAGUGCGACAUCGCCAUGCUGACCGUGGACAACGACGAGUUCUGGACCGGCGACAUGGAGGCGCUGGAGGUGGGCCAGCUGCCCUCCAUGCAGGAGGCCGUCAUGGUGGUGGGCUUCCCCACUGGCGGCGACAAUGUGUGCGUUACCAAGGGUGUGGUGUCGCGCCUGGACCGCCAGGUCUACAGCCACGGCCGCUGCGCGCUACUGACCACACAGACCGACUCCGCCAUCAACAGCGGCAACUCGGGUGGCCCGGUGCUACAGGGCGCGGGCAAGCUGGCGGGGAUUGCCUUCCAGUCGCUCAUCGGGGCUGAGAACACCGGCUAUGUCAUCCCCGUGCCCGUGGUCAACCACUUCCUCACUGACCUGGAGCGCCACGGCGGCCGCUACACGGGCUUUCCCGAGAUGGGCAUGAGCUGGCAGACGCUGGAGAGCACCAGCAUGAAGGACAGCCUCAAGCUGCCGCGCGGCGCCACCGGUGUCUACAUCACUAGCACCGACCCUUGCUACAACGCAUCCAAGGAGCUGCGCGUGGGCGACGUGCUCACGCACGUGCAGGGCCACUCCAUCGCCGACGACGGCACCUUCCUGUUUGAGGGCCAGAACGUGCGCAUCGACUUCCGGCACCUGUCCUCCAUGGCCUACGACGGCGAGAGCCUGCAGCUGCGCGUGUGGCGCGACGGCGCCGCACACGAGCUGAGCGUUCAGGUUUCUGUGCCCAAGCACCUGGUGCUGCCGCACUGCCACGACCUCAAGCCGCGCUACUUCAUCUACGCCGGCCUGGUGUUCACGCGCCUCACCAACUUCUACCUGCGCCACCAGUACGGCGCCGACUGGUCCACCAAGGCGCCCAUCAAACUGUGCGACCGCUAUUAUGGCGGCGUCAUGGAGGCUCCCGGCCAAGAGGUGGUCCUGCUGUCCAAGGUGCUGUCUGCGGACGUGAACCAGGGCUUCCAGGACCUGCAGAACUACCAGGUGUACAAGGUGAACGGCGUCAAGGUGCACAACCUGCAGCACCUGGCGCAGCUGGUGGAGCGGUGCGAGUCAGACUACAUCCGCUUCGAGCUGGACUGGAAGCGGGUGGUGGUGCUGCACACGGCCUCGGGCCGCGCCGCCACCAGCGAGAUCCUCAAGAUGAACGCCAUCGCCUCCGCCUGCUCCGAGGGCCUCAUGGAGGAGCCGCUGUGCCUGCCGCCCGACCUGGAGGCCACCGCGCAGCCCUCCCUGGCGGACAGCGAGGUGGUGCCGGACGUGGCCGCCGAGCCCAUUGACGCGGAUGGCGGCGCAUCUGGCAAGGACGGUAGCAACGGCAACAACGGCAGCAACAACGGCAUGACCGCCGGAGGUGCCGCCAGCAGCAGCAAGGGCGUCCAGCCCCCCGCUGGCAGCAGUGUACCCAGCAGCGGUGCCGGUGCAGGAAUGGACACUGCGUCUGCAGCAGUUGCCAUGGCCAACGGCUGGGCACGCCUCUAGCUGUACUAGUCUGAUAUGAGUGGCAUGCUGCCAUGCAUCGGACGAGGAUUGGAAGGGCAAGUUAUGAGUGACUGCAGGAUGGAUGUAGGGCAGGAGAAGGCAUUGGCGUUGAGAUGUCAGGUGGGUGCGGCAGCGCGGGUUUGCGGCUUUCCGCAGGAGUAUGCUUAGGUUAUGAUUAGAUUCCCCAGCAGUGCGAAGGCGGGAACGGACACCAAUUGCGGAUAAUUGGGACGUUCCACUGUCUGAGCGUCGUUAAGCGCGUAUGCAAGUGUGUUGUGAAUAUGUUCACGUGUACCAUAAUGUAGUGUAUUAUGUACGAUGCGGUCUUCGCACUGUUUCAUAGCUCCGUAGCGACCACGUCAGGCGCAAUGGCGCAUGGGAGGAACAAGAUAUGUAGGUGGCGGGAGGCAGGGGGUUACCGGGGUAGACAUGGAAGGAAAUGGUCGAGGUUUGUACAGCAAGCCGAUGAGAGCUAUUAGUUGAGGUUCAAUGCAUCGUAGUCCCGCCGACUGUUGGUGAGUGUCGGCGUUGUAACGUCAAUGCCGU
Chlamydomonas reinhardtii is the source of this 2901-nucleotide messenger RNA. RefSeq lists its product as uncharacterized. The transcript has 12 exons. The coding region runs from base 424 to 2355 and encodes 643 amino acids. The record is from RefSeq and is a predicted model, not a curated record. Gene Ontology annotation, molecular function: serine-type endopeptidase activity; protein binding. Lineage: Eukaryota; Viridiplantae; Chlorophyta; Chlorophyceae; Chlamydomonadales; Chlamydomonadaceae. Gene Ontology annotation, biological process: proteolysis.